AUGCUGCUCUGGCAGCACCAGCCGACCGGACGAGUGGGAGCAGCUUUGGCCGUCGCUGUGCGUCAGCCCCUGAGCCAAAUGCAUCUUGACAUUAGGAAAGGAAUACAUUUGCUCAGCCCUUGUACUAACACUGCAGCUAUCCCCAGUUGUCUUUUUGACGACCCCGCGCCGAUUCCUUCCCCCACAGAGCAGCGGGAGGGAGCGUCCCCGGCCCGGCUCGCCGCGCCGGACGACAGCAGCCCCGCCGGCACCAAGAGCAAAGCAGCCUUCGCGGAAACCUCCCUGCAGAGACAUGAGGCGGAAAAGCAGAAGGGGCUGCAGGAGGCUCAGCUCACCUUGGCCGCUCGCCUGGGGGAAGCCGAGGAGAAGAUCAAAGUGCUGCACUCAGUCUGGAGCUCUGCUUGGGAUGGUGCCACCAGGGCCAGGUUCCUGCUUGGCUUUGCCAAAUGCCGCAGGCGUGUGGGGGCGACGGCAGCGGGGCCGUGCCGGAGUGACGCGCGGCUCCGUGCUCUCUUGCAGCGCGCGGAGGCGGCGCAGCGCGAGGUGGAGAGCCUGCGGGAGCAGCUGGGCGCCGUCAAAUCCCUGUGCCUGGCCUGUUUCCCCCCGGCCGGGGCCGCUGGGCAGGACAAAGUGAACUAUUCCCUGUGCUCAGGCUCGAGGCUGGAGGCAGCUCUGGCCGCCAAGGACCGGGAGAUCCUGCGGCUGCUCAAGGACGUGCAGCACCUGCAGAGCUCGCUGCAGGAGCUGGAGGAGUCCUCGGCCAACCACAUCGCCGAGCUCGAGGGGCAGCUGGCUGCCAAGAACGAAGCCAUCGAGAAGCUGGAGGAGAAACUGCAGGCCCAGGCGGACUAUGAGGAGAUCAAAACGGAGCUGAGCAUCUUGAAAGCCAUGAAGGUGGCCUCAGCGAGCUGCAGUGUUCCCCAGGCAAGUAGCAUCACGCCGCGGAUCAGGACGCCAGAAACCGGCUCUGACGACGCCAUCAAGAACAUCCUGGAGCAGGCGAAGAAGGAGAUCGAGUCGCAGAAGGGAGGCGAGCCCAAAACCGCCUCGGCGCCUCCGGCGGUCUCCAACGGCUCCGGCGGCCCCGGCUCCGAGGACGCCAUCAAGAGCAUCCUGGAGCAGGCGCGGCGGGAAAUGCCGCCACCCAGCCCCUCGGAGCAAGACAAGGGCCCCCACGAGCCCCUCACCCUGGCCCUGGAGAGCAGCAAGGAAAACCAGCAGCCCGAGAGCCGCUCGGCGCCUGUGCUCAGCGGCAAGGUCUACCCCAACAGCCAAGGGCCCGUGGGCAUCCAGGAGAUCGUGGCCAUGUCCCCCGAGCUGGACACCUACUCCAUCACCAAGAAGGUCAAGGAGGUGUUGACGGACAACAACCUAGGCCAGCGGCUGUUCGGGGAGAGCAUCCUGGGCCUGACGCAGGGCUCGGUGUCCGAUCUCCUCUCCAGGCCCAAACCGUGGCACAAGCUGAGCCUGAAGGGGAGGGAGCCCUUCGUCCGCAUGCAGCUCUGGCUCAACGACCCCCACAACGUCGAGAAGCUCCGCGACAUGAAGAAGCUGGAGAAGAAAG
Tinamus guttatus (white-throated tinamou) is the source of this 1564-nucleotide messenger RNA. The record is from RefSeq and is a predicted model, not a curated record. NCBI's taxonomy places the organism in Eukaryota, Metazoa, Chordata, Aves, Tinamiformes, Tinamidae.